This is a messenger RNA of Saprolegnia diclina VS20, 1029 nucleotides long. RefSeq names its product UDP-N-acetylglucosamine acyltransferase. The transcript is spliced from 12 exons. Gene Ontology annotation, molecular function: acyl-[acyl-carrier-protein]-UDP-N-acetylglucosamine O-acyltransferase activity. The coding region runs from base 1 to 1029 and encodes 342 amino acids. Gene Ontology annotation, biological process: lipid biosynthetic process. NCBI's taxonomy places the organism in Eukaryota, Oomycota, Saprolegniomycetes, Saprolegniales, Saprolegniaceae. The record is from RefSeq and is a predicted model, not a curated record.
AUGCUGCGGCCGCUUCAACGGUUCGCGGGCCGCGCCUACGCGUCGCACGCACAUGUUGCCGCCCACGCCCACGCGCCGCCUUCAGCGUCUGCCGACGGCUGCCACGAGCGGCUGCUUGCCCUCCAGGCGCCUCUCACGCUGCCACCUCUGCCAACGUACGCAGACGCGCCGCUCGAACCAGCAACCGUCCACGCGACAGCGGUCGUGCACCCGGAUGCCCGUCUCGGCGCCGGUGUCGAGAUCGGUCCUUUCUGUGUCAUUGGUCCCGACGUCGAGCUGCACGAGCAUGUUGUCGUCAAGGCUCACGUCGUCAUUGAUGGUCGCACUCGCAUUGGUGCUCACACCGUCAUCCAUUCGUUUGCAUCCAUUGGUGGCGCGCCGCAGGACAAGAAGCACGUGCGGGGUCUCUCGUCGCUGGAGAUUGGCCACUCGUGCAUCAUUCGCGAGCACGUGACCAUCAACACAGGCACAAACGAUGGUACGACGCGGGUUGGCGACGGCUGCUGGGUCCUCGCCUCGUCGCAUAUUGGCCACGACAGCUAUGUCGGCGACGGCGUCGUGCUCUCGAACGCCGUCUGCCUCGCCGGCCACGUUCGCAUUGACGAUUUUGCGAUCGUCGGCGGCCAAGUCGGGAUCAAGCAGUUUGUGCACAUUGGCUCACUCGCGAUGAUUGGUGGCCAGAGCGCUGUUGACGGCGACGUGCUACCGUUUGGGCUGGCGUUCGGGAAUCGGGCCAAGCUCACAGGGAUCAACCUCGUGGGCCUCCGACGACGGAAUGUACCGCGGCUCGAAAUCAAGCGGCUGCUGCAGACCUUCCGCUACAUGUAUGGUCUCUCGUGCCACAACGGGUUUGCACCGCCCUUGCCACUGCCGCCCCACGACUGCAUCGUGGCCCGUGCUACUGCCGCGCGAGCGCAUUUUGCGUCGACGACCGAGACCAAUGUCGACAUGCAGCGUCUCGAGGCCAUGAUGGCGUUUGUGUCGUCGUCGCCGGACCGCGUUCGGUCGGCACUGUGCAUGCCAGCCUAA